AUGUCAUCACUCAUCGAUAUCAACACACUCCCGUACUUCAAUCCCAGCACUGAUAGAAGGGUGGCUAUAAUAACUGGAGGGAACAGCGGUAUAGGCUUUUACACAGUCUUGCAUCUAUAUUUACAUGGAUAUGUGGUGUACAUUGCUAGUCGGUCAAAAUCUCGAUGCUUGAAACUGAUAAAGGAGUUGGAGUAUCGAGCUAGUCAAAUGAAGCUUUUGGAUCAAGAGGGAGGUACUAAUUUGCAAAAGAUCAACGGCGGAAGUGAAUCGACAAAUUCAGAGAGACGCAGUCCUAAUCAACAAUGCCCAGGUGAGGUGCAUUACUUGGAAAUGGAUUUGAGUAAUCUACAGUCCAUUGUUAAUGCUGUUGAAACUUUUAAAUUAAAAGAACGAUAUCUUCAUUUAUUAAUUAAUAAUGCAGGGGCAAUGGCUUUACCGUAUACCAAAACAGUCGAUAAUUUCGAAAUCCAAUUACAAACAAACUUUAUAUCCCCAUUUUUGCUCACUUUGAAACUACUCCCAAUGCUCGAACGAACGAGUGACACUUUCCCGCAAGCCGAACCCAGACCAAGAGUCAUCUACUUGAGCUCUUUUGGCCAUCAGUUUGCAUUUCGAUACUUCAAUUUGAAAACUGCAUUAAACUACAAACCAAACUUCAUCUUGACUUGGAUCAGGUACGGGAUUGCCAAAACUGCCGGUAUACAUUUCAUGAAGAUGUUGGCACUACGUAAUCCCAAAGUUCUUUGUGUUUCAGUGCACCCUGGUUUGGUCAUGAAUACAAAUGUGUUUGCAUAUUGGACAAAUUUGCCCAUUGUUGGCAUCAUAUUCUGGUGUGUUUUCCAGAUAUUUGCUUGGGUCUUGGGAGUCAGUUCAGAACAAGGUGCCAUGGAAGUGUUACAAUGUUCUUUGAAUCCCUAUUUAUCGGUGCAAGAGAAUAAUGGAAAGAUAUUUGGGUCUCUGGGGAAGGAAUUGCAGCCUUCGAAAGUUGCUGGCAAUAUGGAUUACGCGGCGCGGACGUGGAUCUGGACUGUACAUGAGCUAAGUAAAAGAGGGUUCAUCAUUCCUGGGGCAUAG
Molecule: messenger RNA, 1074 nt
Organism: Lodderomyces theae
Lineage: Eukaryota; Fungi; Ascomycota; Pichiomycetes; Serinales; Debaryomycetaceae
Exons: 1
Coding region: 1-1074 (357 amino acids)
Molecular function (GO): oxidoreductase activity
Source: RefSeq, a predicted model, not a curated record